AGCUCUCCAGAAGACCCAACUCCGAAGCAGCACAAGCCCAAGUAGGGUUUCCUCGCUCCCACCUUCACCCACGAGGUCUCCGACGCCGCCGCGGCCGCCGACGACGACGACUACCUCCGGCGACCGCCGGGGCGGCCUUAGCGCCGGGUACCCUGCCGCCUCCGCGUAGCCGAGCCCUAUCGCGUACCCGUCCCUCUCGCGCCUAGUGCGCCGGGCUGGCCGGUGGCGGAGUACCGGAAAUGGCUACACCACUCAUAGCAGGACUCACGGUUGCAGCGGCGGCCCUUGCUGGUAGAUAUAGUAUCCAAGCUUGGAAUGCUUAUAAGGCAAGGCCUGUAGUUCCUAGGAUGCGCAAAUUCUAUGAAGGUGGCUUUCAACCUACAAUGACUCGAAGAGAAGCUGGUUUAAUCCUAGGUGUCAGGGAAAACGCCCAUCCUGAGAAGGUAAAAGAGGCGCAUAAGAAGGUCAUGGUUGCUAACCAUCCAGAUGCAGGCGGUAGCCAUUACCUUGCUUCAAAGAUCAAUGAGGCCAAAGAUAUUUUGUUAGGGAAGACAAAAGGAGGGGGGUCAGCCUUUUGAUUAUUACAAUAAUAAUGCACCAUAUGUUCUUUCAAUGAAAUGGUGAAUUUUGGUAUCUGUAGUCUGAGGACUUGAAAGGUAGGCUUAAAUCUUGAUGCGUGACUAGAAAUUUAUGGACAGAAAAUGUUAGCAGGUCUGUCCACUGUUUGACAUUUCAGUGCCCGGUCGUGUUCGCUCAACUGGUUAUCGAAUAACUGAUAUACAUGGAAAUGGUAAUACCUGUACGAUGUAUCAUAUCUCUAUUAGACCUGUUGCAUUUUGGUAGCUCUUCGGUGGACUUGAAAUAAGCAUGUACUAUCA
Molecule: messenger RNA, 878 nt
Organism: Oryza sativa Japonica Group (Japanese rice)
Lineage: Eukaryota; Viridiplantae; Streptophyta; Magnoliopsida; Poales; Poaceae
Product: mitochondrial import inner membrane translocase subunit TIM14-1
Biological process (GO): protein import into mitochondrial matrix
Cellular component (GO): PAM complex, Tim23 associated import motor
Molecular function (GO): ATPase activator activity
Source: RefSeq, a predicted model, not a curated record